UGCUUCAAUUUUUUCUUGGCUUAUUUGCGUGACUUAAUAUCUCUUUUUUUUGCGUGUCAAACGAUCUUUUUUCUUUAAACCUGUUUUGCUUGACUGAAAGAGAAAACCGGCUAGAAAGCUAGAAGAUGGAAAAUGGAAUACCCUCAAAAAACGCAUAUAGCGAGAUAACACUUCCUGUCCGUCUUAAUUCCUGCCUCCCAUAUUUUUUCUACCUUAAAGGAAAUGGCGGGGUUAUAACGUGAAAAAUGUGCGCUUAUGUUUUUCACAAGGGAAACAUACACACGUAUUUUCCUUUUCUCUUUCUAAGUAAUGAAAAAUUAGGAAAAUGGUUGGAAAUUCUUAAAAUUGGAAAAAAGUAAGGAUAGCAAAGUUCACGACGCAUUUUUAAAAGCUAAGUGCAAGCAAUUGGUAUUUUUUGUAAAGCAGUUGUCUUUGUUUUAGCUUAAAAUGGGCGUAUAACUCAAAACUACCCUGAAGUCCAUAUUCCUCUAUUUUUAACGGGUUAUCUUUGGAGCAAGCAAUUCAUUUUUACCUACUUUGAUCAUUCUACCCAAGUUUACUCAGACAUCUCAGCCCAUUUUAAAAAAUCAAAGCCUCAUUCAAGUUUUCUUUUAAGCUUAUACUUCUUUUAAUUUUUAUAUGUUUUCAUUGAUAACAUUAAGUUUGAUAAAUUAAUUUCACAAAAAUCUGAAAACUUCAAAUAUAUUUUAUCGCCCAAUCUUAAUUUUAUCAUCGAAACAAUCCUAUAUUCCUUCAGUCGUCCAUGACAAUUAUAAUUCAAAUAGUGCCAUAUUUGUGAUUUCAAAUAUAUCAAAAAUCAGUGUUAUUUCUGUUUACCGAUGGCACUAAAUGGUCACAUUCCGCCCUACAUGAACAACCACGUGGUCAACUCGGGUGGAGGCAACCCUGCACCCGCUCCCGGAAGCACCCACCCCAACUUGGAACCCCGCGUUGCUCGGCGCACUUUCGGGCUAUUCUGCUUGUGCGACUUUUUGCUAAUUUUCUUGCUUUGGACCAUUCUACUUAGCAUUAAAAAGAAGUCUUCAAAUUUUAUACACAUGUUCCGAGUAGAGAUCAAAAACUACUCGAUUUCAACGUCGAUGGCUGAUGUAGUUUUGCUUUCCAUCAUCCGUGACGCCAUGUUGACGUUCGGCUAUUUAGUGCUGAAAUGUAAACACUGGAUGGUGGCUGGUUUUUGUGCAGUUUGUUCCAGUGCUUUUCUUCUCUCAAAGGUUUUCUUCUACCCCAUGAGUUCAACGGGACAACCGGUCACAUACUUUUCCAUCCUGGCCUCAUUUGCCAUGACUUGGAUUGCCACUUACAUGGUAGACUUCAAGAAACUCAGAUCCAAUCAUGAGUUCGGAAGUUCCAAUGCCGUUCAACCAAGUGUAUUUUUCCCGCCUUCGACGCAGGGUGGCGUAGGCGCUCAUCAUCAACAGGUGGCGCCCGACGACUACCGAGGCUUCGGGGGACAAUCGAGAGGUAGCUUCGUGAUGCGUUCGGCGGGCGGCGGAGGUUUCGACGACUCCAACAGUGUGUAUGUGACUGUAAAUGGAAGCGAAGUGGGCGAGGAGAACAGAAGAGUCUUGCCGAUGUUGGAAGAGAACAACGAGUUGAGUGCGAUUGAAAAGACAGCCGAAAUAGAGUCACGAGAGGCCUUCGAAAUCGGAAUACGUCUCAAAGAUUUGCCUGCCGAGGAGUGGAAAUUGGAAGAAUGUGGAGCAUAUGGAACAUGCGUGUGUAUUAAACAGAUGCCCGAACUAGGCAGAGUUUAUAAACUAGAGAUGAUUAUUAACUUAUCACCCGAACAAUUAGAGAACGAACUCACAAACUAUGCGUUCAUUCCCUCCUGGGAUAAAACUAUAGACUCUAUCACUGUACUCCACUCGUUCGGCGAAUGCACGAAAGUAUUACGACUCGUGACCAAUGAGAUUGAAGGACGACGAAGCAUCGCCAAACGAGAGUUCGUCGUGUCGAUGCGCUCGGCCACUCUCGAAAACACAUUUUACUCGUUCGGCUCGUCCAUAACUUACUCGCCUGAAGACAUUGCUGCUCGCGAAGGGUUGCCGGAAACGCACGAUUUGAAUGAAAGCGACGAAAAUGCGUUGCCGUGCUUGACACGAGGCGAGUAUAAAAUUUUGGGCUUCAUCAUCAAAAGGAUAGAAAAUGACUGCAAUAAAUGUGAAAUGAUUAAAUUCAUGUCGACGGAUAUCAAAAGCUGGAUAGCUCAAUUCAGAGUUGACAAAGCCAUCACCCAAAGUCUCUUGACAUAUGCGGAGUGUCUGCAAUUCAGGGUGAAAAAACUGAACGAAAACACGUCAAAAGAACACAAGAUAUCAAAAAAAGAGCCAGCAAUAAGCAACAAUCAAUCGAAAACAACCAGUAAACAGAAUUCCAGCAGCGCCUGAUACAAACCAGAAAAGUAUUUAAUUUUUU
Messenger RNA from Symsagittifera roscoffensis, 2436 nucleotides. Its product is annotated as stAR-related lipid transfer protein 3-like. Gene Ontology annotation, molecular function: lipid binding. The transcript is spliced from 2 exons. The record is from RefSeq and is a predicted model, not a curated record. Bases 840 to 2408 code for a protein of 522 amino acids. NCBI's taxonomy places the organism in Eukaryota, Metazoa, Xenacoelomorpha, Acoela, Convolutidae. Gene Ontology annotation, cellular component: lysosomal membrane; endoplasmic reticulum-endosome membrane contact site; endoplasmic reticulum membrane.